Cannabis sativa is the source of this 687-nucleotide messenger RNA. RefSeq lists its product as uncharacterized. The coding region runs from base 1 to 687 and encodes 228 amino acids. The record is from RefSeq and is a predicted model, not a curated record. Lineage: Eukaryota; Viridiplantae; Streptophyta; Magnoliopsida; Rosales; Cannabaceae. The transcript has a single exon.
AUGAUAGCUUUUGAGGUUAUGCACUAUCUCAAAAGAAAGCGUAAAGGCAAAGAAGCCUAUAUGGUGCUCAAAUUGGAUCUUAGUAAAGCUUAUGAUCGUGUGGAGUGGGGCUUUCAUCGAGCUAUGAUGAGAAAAAUGGGUUUUGACUUGUGUUUCAUUGAUCUUGUUAUUGCUAUAGUUAGCUCUGUGAGGUAUAAAAUAAUUCAUGGUGGUCAUGAACUGGGCCCGAUUAUUCCCGAGAUGGGUAUUAGACAAGGUGAUCCUCUAUCACCUUACUUAUUUCUUAUCUGUGCUGAGGGCUUCUUAUCUUUGAUACAGAAGUUCGAGCGGGAGGGUAGGCUUAAAGGUUGCAAGGUUGCUAAUGGUGCUCCGGUUAUAUCUCAUAUGCUCUUUGUUGACGAUAGUUAUGUCUAUUGUCGUGCAAAUGAUAGAGAGGCUUCGAAUAUAUUAUAUGUGCUUCAGCUAUUUGAGAUCGCUUCUGGUCAACAAGUUAAUUUCAGUAAGUCCUCUGUCUUCUUCAGUACUAAUGUGCCUAAUGCUACUCGAGAUCGAUUGUGUGGGACCCUUAGAAUGAGACUUGCUGAUGAAUAUAGUACUUAUCUUGGCCUCCCUUGUGUCAUGAGACGAAAUAAGGAUGCCAUCUUGGGGUUUUUGAAAGACAAAAUACAGAAGCGCAUUCAAAGCUAG